AGCAGGCAAAGUGGAGUUUUCAGCGACCGUCACCGAGCUGCGAGAGACUGCGUUAUUUAAUUACAUUCACCACGGCGAACACGCACGGAUAAAUAAAAAAAUGCGCAAGAAUUCAGCGCGGAGUUGAAUUUCGAGGAGUUUUUCGGAGGCGAGCGGCGGCAGAGAGACAGAGAGAGGAAAACAAAUUAAUUCAGUGGGAAUGCUGGGAAUUAAAUAGAGACUUAGGCUUUCUGUGUGGCUACAAGUGUGUGUGGCUCUGCAAGCCAUCCCGAGAGCAGACGGAAAACUUGAUACCCACUCACAACUGACUUCAGCGUUCACGUCUGGAGUGGUAAUGUCUUGAAUUGGUGGCCUCUCCAGCCCAGUAAAGGACGUGCCAGUGCCGGGCUGCUGCUAAUGGGAACUCCUGCGCCGCCAUGAGUGCUCGUGAUGGCGUUGGUGGCAUGGGCACCCUGGGCCGGCGGCAGCGCUAUGAGAAUUCAGAGUUCACUGUGCGCAUCUACCCAGGCGCCCUGGCCGAGGGCACCAUCUACUGCCCGAUCAGUGCCCGCAAGACCACCACAGCUGCCGAGGCCAUCGAACGCGUCAUUGAACGCCUGCAGCUGGACCGCACCAAGUGUUAUGUUUUGGCUGAGGUGAAGGAGUUCGGUGGGGAAGAAUGGAUUCUGAACCCUUCCGACUGUCCCGUGCAGAGGAUGAUGCUCUGGCCCCGCGUGGCAUUAGAGCACCGCCCACUGUCUGGCGGCGAGGAUUACCGCUUCCUCUUGAGGCAGAAGAACCUGGAUGGCUCAAUUCACUAUGGCGGCAGCCUCCAGAUGUGGCUGCAGGUCACAGAGGAGCGUAGGCGCAUGGUGGAACGUGGACUACUGCCACAGCCUGAUUCUCAGGGUGACCACGCAGAUCUGUGCCGCCUGCCGGAGCUCAACGAGCGCUCGCUGCUGGACAACCUGCGCUCGCGCUUCCGCCAGGAAAAGAUCUACACUUACGUUGGAAGCAUCCUCAUUGUCAUCAACCCCUUCAAGUUCCUGCCCAUCUACAACCCCAAGUAUGUGAAGAUGUAUGAUAAUCAUACACUGGGAGAUCUGGAGCCACAUAUUUACGCCGUGGCGGACGUGGCGUACCACGCAAUGCUGCAGAGAGAGAGGAAUCAGUGUAUUGUUAUAUCUGGGGAGAGUGGCUCUGGGAAGACGCAAAGCACAAACUUUCUCAUCCAUCAUCUGACCGCUCUCAGCCAGAAGGGUUUCGCCAGCGGAGUGGAGCAGAUAAUCCUCGGGGCCGGACCAGUACUGGAGGCAUUUGGGAACGCCAAGACAGCCCACAAUAACAACUCAAGUCGCUUUGGCAAGUUCAUUCAGGUGAACUAUCAGGAGAGCGGCACUGUGAGGGGAGCAUAUGUGGAGAAAUACCUGCUGGAGAAGUCGAGGCUGGUCUAUCAGGAGCACAAUGAGCGAAACUACCAUGUGUUUUACUACCUGCUGGCAGGAACAAGUGAAGAAGAGAGGAAAGCCUUUCACCUCAUGAAGCCUGAAGAAUAUCAUUACCUCAGUCAGAUGACAAAGUCAACCCACCAACUGCACUGGGACAGUUACUGUGACAGUGAACCGGACUGCUUCACAGUGGAAGGAGAAGACCUGAAGCAUGACUUUGAGAGGCUUCAGCUGGCCAUGGAGAUGGUGGGCUUUCUUCCUUCCACACGCAAACAGAUCUUCAGCCUGCUGUCGGCCAUCCUUCACCUCGGCAACAUCCGCUACAAGAGGAAAACCUACAGGGACGACUCGAUUGACAUCUGUAACCCAGAGGUGCUGCCUGUCGUCUCAGAACUGCUGGAGGUCAAAGAAGAGAUGCUGUUUGAAGCUCUGACAACGCGGAAGACAGUUACUGUCGGAGAGAAGCUGAUCGUUCCUUACAGACUCGCCGAGGCUGGUACGGUGCGAGACUCCAUGGCGAAGUCCUUGUACAGCGCUCUGUUUGACUGGAUUGUCUUCAGGAUCAACCACGCUCUGCUCAACAUCAAGGACCUGGAGGAGACCACCAAGAUCCUGUCCAUCGGAGUGCUCGACAUUUUCGGGUUUGAAGAUUACGAGAACAACAGCUUCGAACAGUUCUGCAUCAACUUUGCCAACGAACGUCUCCAGCAUUACUUCAACCAGCACAUCUUCAAACUGGAGCAGGAGGAGUACAGGGCAGAGGGCAUCAGCUGGCAUAACAUCGACUACAUUGACAACACAGGCUGCAUCAACCUGAUCAGCAAGAAGCCCACAGCGCUGUUCCACUUACUGGAUGAAGAGUGCAAUUUCCCUCAAGCCACCAACCAGACUUUGUUGGAUAAGUUCAAGCGGCAGCAUGAGGGGAACAGCUACAUCGAGUUCCCUGCUGUCAUGGAGCCCGCCUUCAUCAUCCGACACUACGCCGGCAAGGUCAAGUACGGGGUCAAGGAUUUCAGGGAGAAGAACACAGACCACAUGCGACCGGACAUCGUGGCUUUAUUGAAGAGCAGCAAGAACGCCUUCAUCUGCGGGCUGAUGGGUAUCGACCCGUCGGCCACUUUCCGCUGGGCGGUUCUCCGAGCCUACUUCAGGGCCCUGGUGGCUUUCAGAGAGGCUGGGAAGAGACACACGCAGAAAAAGACCGGGCAUGAUGACGCUGCUCCCUGUGCAGUUUUGAAAAGUGUGGAUAGUUUUAGCUUUCUGCAGCACCCUGUGCAUCAGAGAAGCUUAGAGAUCCUGCAGAGAUGCAAAGAGGAGAAGUACAGUGUGACCAGGAAGAGUCCACGCACACCGCUGUCAGACCUUCAGGGAAGCAACACCAUCAACGAGAAGUCACCACGGAGUUCCCCGGGCCUCGGCUGGAAUGGGCGUGUGGGUCGUCUGAGACGUUUGUCCUCCGGAAGCUCCACCACAGAAGAAGAUGGCAUCUUUGUCAACUCGGCCAGCAGCAAACUCCUUGAGCGAGCCCACGACAUCCUCAUGAGGAACAAAAACUACAAAUCAAAGCCGGUUCUUCCGAAGCAUUUACUGAACGUCAAGUCACUGAAGUACCUCAGCAACCUGACGCUUCACGACCGCAUCACCAAGUCCCUGCUUCACCUCCACAAGAAGAAGAAACCACCCAGCAUCAGCGCGCAGUUCCAGGCCUCUCUCAAUAAGCUAAUGGAGACUCUAGGUCAGUCUGAGCCUUAUUUUGUCAAGUGCAUCCGUUCCAAUGCUGAGAAGCUGCCCUUACGCUUUAAUGAUAAUCUGGUGCUGAGGCAGCUGCGUUACACUGGUAUGCUGGAGACUGUGCGCAUCCGACAGUCGGGCUACAAUGUCAAGUACACUUUCAAGGAUUUUGUCCAUCACUUCAGCGUGCUGCUCCCAGAGGGAACCAGUGCCGCCAGAGAGAGCAUCCAGCAGAGUCUGGACCAGUUAGACCUGGAACCAGAGGGGUACCAAGUGGGAAAGACGAUGGUGUUUCUGCGGGAGGCUGGGCGUCAGCGGCUGCAGGCUAUACUCCACGCUGAAGUUCUCAGACGCAUCGUCACGCUGCAGCGGCGAUUCAGAGCACGGCUGGAGAGGAAGCAGUUUGUCAAGAUGAGAGAAGCAGCGAUCUGCAUCCAGAAAUGGUGGCGCUUGUUGCGGUCCAUAGAAGAGGAGGAGGAUUAUGACCCUAAAGUCCAGGAGGGGGCAGCCCUGUGUCUGCAGACACACUGGCGAGGUUACCGAGAGCGUCAGAGGUUCAGGCUGUGGAGGGAAGCUGCGCUGGUGCUUCAGAGGGCGUGGAGGUCAUGGCUGCACCGGCGGUGCACAGCAGCUCUGGUCAUUCAGACGGCUUGGCGCUGUCAUCAAGCCAGAGAGGCCUACUUGCGUCUGUAUGCUGCUGUGGUACAACUGCAGGCAAUUAGCAGAGGCUUCCUCGCCAGGCAGAGCUUCAAGAAACUGAAGGAGCAGAGUCUGAGGGAGAAGAAGGAGCAGCAGGAGAAGCUGCUUAAGCUACAGAAUGGCCAAGUGAUUCUCCUGCCAGAAGAAGAGGAGACGCCGCCUGAGAGGAUCAUGGGGUUGGACCUCAGCACGUGGGAGGAUCGUUCCUACGAGCAGCGAGAGAGGAGUCUCCAAAUCCUCAGCAGCCAUGAAGACCCAGUGAAGGAGGAAGGAGAAGCUAGAGAACAUGCCAGGACAAGAGACAGUCCGUCUAAAGUGCAAACUGAAGCAGUGGACUCGAUCCAGACGUCCGCUGUGGUGGUGCGAGAGAGGUCCAGAACUGUAGAUGAGCCCAGCCAGAAAACCACUCGGGCCAAGAGGGAGAGCCGGCGGAUGAGGGAGUUGGAGCAAGCAAAGUUCAGCCUGGAGCUCCUCAAGGUGCGAGCGACCGGCGGCGGAGCCUCGUCCCCGUCCGAGGAGCGACGCUGGUCUGUGGAGCUGGUGCCCCCUGUGACCCCGCCUCUUCGUUCUCCUCAGGGCACGCCCGACAGCCAGAGCUCCAAGGGGAGCUUUGAGCUCCUCAGCAUGGAUGACGAGCCACCCAAGGCCACAGAGGAGGUGACAGACAGUGAGGACCUCUGCUCCCCUACUCCUCCAGUAGCUCCUGAGCCUGAUGUGGUCGUUUCAAUGAGCCCGGAGCCAGCUGAACAAAACAGGACAGUUUCUGAUGCUGUUGUCCACCCAGGAAGCCAGAGCAAAAUAGAUCUGGCAGCCCCCACACAUCCGCCCAAAAUCGAGAACUACCUCCCUACCUUUUACGUCCCAGCUAGUGAGGGCAGCGCAGUCGUCCCUCGUCGUCCCGCUGAAGAGGCCAAACAAGACACAGAGGCAGCCGUCUCUACAGCCACCACCACUGUUAGCAAGCCUCUCAAAGAAAGGCGGGAGUCAUCGCGUCGACCUGUCGUGGUGGUCAUCAGUAUGCAGAAAGAAACACCGCUAAGCCAAGAGCUGGGUGAUAUUGUCCGUCCCCCUGUAGAAGUUAGAGAUAGUGCAGCCCAGACAGGGGAGAAAGAAGACCCAGCUCCUGUACCUCAAGAUCCCGUCCCUGUUUCUACCUCUGCCCCUCAGGCUGACCAGGCCGUCAUCGAGAAGCUGGUGCGACUGAACGAGGAGAAAGAGGUGAGGCAGCGCAACCAACAGCAGCAGAACGAGAAGGAGAUGAUGGAGCAGAUCAGACAACAGAAAGAAGUUCUUGAGCGCCAGCGCCUUUUCUUCGCUCAGUACGAGAGAGACAUGUUUGAGAAACAUCGAGGAGAAGCUCUGAGCAGGAUACAGCAGAGUCGACAGGGCGGGCAGGAUGUUGGUGGAGCUGUGAGCUCUGUAAAGCCCGUCAGACCCAGUUCUCUGCUGAUAGAGAGGACAGCAGGUUUAGCUCCUCAUGUCAGGACACAGUCGGACUCCACUGUCCCAUCAGUGCGCUCUCCCCCAAGCGUAGAACCGCGGGUCAGUGCUCCUCACCCCCAGCUGCCUCCUCCACCUGCUUCUGCUCCCAGAGAGAGACGUAAGGAGAGCAGACCCGUCGCUGAGGGCUGGGCGCCCAAACUCACUCUGGAGUCUAAAGAUGGAGGAACCAGAGCGAGAACAGCCGCCAAGAAGCCACCAAGUCAUCAGGGCACCGCAGUUAAUAUGACGGAUAAAGCGGGCAACAUCUUCUUCUCUCCAAAGGACAAAGUGACAUUUACAAAGUUUGACAGUGAUGCUGUCGCUAAAGAAACACCUGCAGCCGUUCCCAGAGAAGGACCGCCAUCAGUCUCCAAGCCCUCUAAAGGAACAAAAGCGCGGGAGGUCGGCAGAGCGGGCCAAAAAAAGAAAGCCAGAAUGGCACGGACCCGCUCCGACUUCCUCACCCGCGCCCCCAUCCUCUCAGUUGGGGGCGACUCAGACGAGGAUGACAUUGAUGGCGACAGCCCCGUCAGCCCCGUCAGCCCCCGUCAUUACACUCUACCCCUCUCCAAACAGAGCUCCACGGAGGCGGGCUUAAGAGAGUCCUGUUUCAGUGACUCAGACAUGCCUGCAAGCACUGAGGAGCAAAAGAAGAUACACAAAGCUAUGUCGUCUGGAGAUUUGGUCAAAGUGGACUCACUACGCAAGAACUCGCAAGAUGGAAGGGUUCGUAAGAUGCGUUUCUGGGGCAAGACAAAGUACGGGGAUAAGAAGACAUCCAGAGAAAAGCUGAUCUGUGGGGGUGACUCUCUGGAUGGAGACUAUGGAGACACUGGGCCAUUGCUAGGAGACGCAGGUCAGGAGAACAUGUCGCCCCCCUGCAGUCCCGACCUGACGCUGGAUCGAGGCUUCAGAGACCUGAAGGAGAACAAGGAGCCAUCUCCGAAGGUGAAGCGAAGGCGCAGCGUUAAGAUCAGCAGCGUGGCUCUAGAACCUGCUCAGUGGCAAAACGACGCGCUGCAGAUCCUCACCUGCACCAACGACUACCGGAGCAUGAACGACUUCCUCAUGAAGAAGAUCAACGACUUGGACACAGAGGACAGUAAGAAGGACACCAUGGUGGACGUCGUGUUCAAAAAGGCUCUGAAGGAAUUCCGUCUAAACAUCUUCAACUCUUACUCCACAGCUCUUGCAAUGGACGAUGGUAAAAGUAUCCGCUACAAAGACCUCUACGCUCUGUUUGAACACAUUUUGGAGAAGACCAUGCGACAGGAGCAGAGGGACUGGAGAGAGUCUCCUGUCACAGUGUGGGUCAACACCUUUAAAGUUUUCCUGGAUGAGUUCAUGACGGAGUACAAACCUCUGGACAGCACGCUCAGCAAGCAAGUAGCUAAACCUGAACGCAAAAAACGGAGGAAAAAGGACACUGACAUUGUGGAGGAGCAUAACGGCCACAUCUUCAAAUCCACCCAGUACAGCAUCCCCACGUACUGUGAAUACUGCUCCUCGCUCAUCUGGAUGAUGGACCGUGCCUGUGUGUGCAAAUUGUGCCGCUACGCCUGCCACAGAAAGUGCUGCCAGAGGACGACCACCAAAUGCAGCAAGAAGUUUGAUCCAGAACUUUCCUCCAGACAGUUUGGAGUGGAGGUUUCUCGUCUGACUAAUGACGAGAGGACAGUGCCCCUGGUCGUGGAGAAGCUGAUCAACUACAUCGAGAUGCACGGCCUCUACACUGAAGGAAUAUACCGUAAAUCUGGCUCCACUAACAAAAUUAAGGAACUCAAGCAGGGACUCGACACAGAUGUUGAGAGCAUGAAUCUGGACGACUACAACAUCCAUGUAAUCGCGAGUGUUUUCAAGCAGUGGCUGAGAGACCUGCCGAACCCUCUGCUGACAUUUGAGCUCUAUGAGGAGUUUAUACGUGCCAUGGGUUUGCAGGAUAAAAAGGAAACGAUCAGAGGAGUGUAUUCAGUUAUCGACCAGCUGAGCAGAACUCACCUGAACACUUUGGAGCGCCUCAUAUUUCAUCUUGUCAGGAUCGCUUUGCAAGAGGAGACAAACCGUAUGUCAGCGAACGCCUUGGCUAUAGUUUUUGCUCCCUGUAUCCUGCGCUGUCCUGACACCAUCGAUCCACUGCAGAGCGUCCAGGACAUCGGCAAGACGACCGCGUGUGUAGAACUUAUCAUAUGUGAACAGAUGAAUAAGUACAAGGUUCGCCUAAAGGACAUCAGCAGCCUGGAGUUUGCUGAGAAUAAGGCCAAGUGCAGACUGACCCUCAUUCGACGCUCGAUGAAACCCGUACUAAUAGCUGUUAGGUUUAUGACCAUAGCGCGCACUAUGAAGACAAAUGCAGCUAAAAAGGGAAAAGGCCAUGUACAGCGACCAACCUACUACACGCCCUCUCCUCCGGUUAGCCCGCGGCUGCCAUCGGUGGCAGACCCCGUUAUAGAGGAGAGCGGUGGUGAAGAGGGAGAGGAUUCGUUUUCCGAAAUCUCAGAGCAUCAGCAGGCAGCUAUGCAGCAAGAAGAGAGAGUGCUGACAGAGCAAAUUGAGAGCCUGCAGAAAGAGAAGGAGGAGUUGACUUUUGAGAUGCUGGCUCUGGAGCCACGGGCGUCAGAUGAUGAGACCCUGGAGUCAGAGGCCUCUAUCGGUACAGCAGACAGCUCUGAAAACCUCAAUGUGGACUCUGAAGGAACCAUUUCUGAUUUCUCUGAGAGAGGUCCGGGGUUGACUUCCCCCUGGCCUCGGAGAUCUGACAUGACUAGCCCCCGACGCCGCGCUCUACGCCGUCAGCCUGACUCCCUGGACUCUGUGGACUCUUGCUCCAGUGUUUCUUCCUACUCCUCCUCAUCACACUUCCAUCCUUCAUCCUCCUCCUCCUCUACCACCACUAGGCGCUUUCGUUUCCACUCCAAGUCUCCCACAUCAGGCUCAGGUCCAGCCCAGGCUCAGGCUCUGAAUGCAUCUAAAGCCUCACGCUCCGACAGCAUAGCCAGUAGCCUUACAGGAGAUCAGGAAGGUGCAUAUGAUGAAAGGCCCCAGUUUACCAGCCGAGGCACCUUCAAUCCAGAGAAGGGCAAACAGAAACUUAAGGGGGCCAAGCAUUCAACCCUGAGGCACCCCAGAGACGGUAGUGGCAACGGCAGGGACCCUCCAGACAUACCACAGCAGCUGGUAUUGUAUGGCAGUAAUGAAUUCAUGGUAUGAAGGACAGUGGGACACCAAAGCACUCCCUAUCCAACUCCCUGGCAGGUGUAGACGUUCUCAAUGGGAGAUAGCGACUGAUCUCCACUCCUCAAAGCACUUCUUGCUUCUUCUCUCGCCUUUCUUUGUUGAAGUCUGCAAAGAAGAGUCCCCAAGUGCCGUGUACAGUGUUUCCAACCUCCAAAGGGCGGAGAAGUUUGCCAGAGGGACAAGAAUCAGUGGAAGGACUCCUCUAAAACUGCCACCAUGCUCUCACAGUGCCUCGGCAGCUCUUUACCCGUCGUCAUGAGGAGCCGCACUGAGCAGGAGGACAGAGAAAAGGGAAUGUUGGAAUAUGCGGAAGACCACUCAGCAUCAGGGAAUGUUACAGAGCUGGAAAGCAGUGUACUACAGUGAAUAAGAAGAAAUCAGGCAACGUCAGGCGUCACGGAUGUUACAGUGAACUUAAAGCUCACCAUUAUUAGCUGCUUUAUGAGUUUACAGUUCAUAACAAUCAGUGUAAGCAGUGGUUGCUCUGUUACUACAAAUUUAUUUUUCCCUUAUUUAAUAAAUUUUAAUGUCACAGAAAUUCUUUAUAGCAUAUAAUAUACAGGUAUAAAUACUGUACAAAGCCGGAACACCAGCCUCUGCUGGGUAGCUGAAGUCAAAUAUUUAUCUUUUUUUUGAGUAUCUUGGACAGAGAUGUACGGAUUUGGGCAGUGGAUGAUUUAUGUGUGUAUGUGCAUGUGCCGAGCGCUCAUGCGUGACUGUGUGUGUGAGAAAGAGAAAAACCACUCCAUGUGUUUUUAAGUUUGUGCUGCUUCUUUUUCCCCCUUACAAGGGAAAUACCGCCAUCAAAGGGACCAAGUGAGCUGGUGUGUAUUCCAGCCAAAGGGGAUCCCAGCUCUGUAAAGAAUGUCAGAUAUGUAAAAAUCUCUGCAUUCACUGCUUAACAGCCAUACAACAAUUGUAAUGUACAGUACAGUUCAUAUGUACAGUAUAGUGGACAAAUGCCAUUCUAUUCUUGAGACCCAUCGUUACCCCCCCGACUCCCAAACCCAUCCCCACCUCCUGUCUCUAAAGUGUUUGCUCAAUAGCAACCAAGAAAGAACAUAAAAUCA
Molecule: messenger RNA, 9643 nt
Organism: Plectropomus leopardus (leopard coralgrouper)
Lineage: Eukaryota; Metazoa; Chordata; Actinopteri; Perciformes; Serranidae
Gene: myo9aa
Product: myosin IXAa
Biological process (GO): intracellular signal transduction; establishment of epithelial cell apical/basal polarity
Cellular component (GO): actin filament; myosin complex; axonal growth cone
Molecular function (GO): ATP binding; GTPase activator activity; actin filament binding
Source: RefSeq, a predicted model, not a curated record